Messenger RNA from Pollicipes pollicipes, 1522 nucleotides. RefSeq lists its product as uncharacterized. Bases 125 to 1402 code for a protein of 425 amino acids. The transcript has 9 exons. Lineage: Eukaryota; Metazoa; Arthropoda; Thecostraca; Pollicipedomorpha; Pollicipedidae. The record is from RefSeq and is a predicted model, not a curated record.
GCUCGGCCGCCAUUGCGGUCGAUGGGUUUUUGGGUUGUGGAUUUGAGGCUCAGGUCAAAAAGCAGCUGAGCGUUAGCGUUAGCGUGAAACUGGUCACAAAUUUCGUGCAUAAUUUCUGCGCGGUAUGUCGCGCUACUACCCGAGCCGGGGUAUGAGUCGCGGUGGCCGCGGCGGCUAUUACCAGAGCUCGUACGGCCGCGGUGGGAGCGGUGGCAGUGGCAGCGGCUACUACGAAGGCCGGGGUGGCAGCAGCGGCGGCUUCAGCAGCGGACCAGGGCGCUACUAUCCGGAUCGGGACCGACGCGAGUCGGGUGCAGGGCUGCCGUCCAGCCACCGCACCCAGCUGGAGAUCGCCAAGAAGCUGGUGGACACGCUGAUGCAGACGUCAGGCGGUCGGCGCCCGGCCGACCACUACGCCGGCAGCAGCGGUAGCGAACCGCCCUACAAACGGCCGCGCGACGAUUCGUAUGACCGUGAUCGGUCCAGUUCGAUGCGCAGCCGUCAUUCGGACUACCACUACCGGCGCGACGAUUACCAGGAGCGCCGGCGCCACGACGAGUUCCACGCCCCCAUGCGGCGGCCGUUCCGCGCGCGCGGCUACGCGCCGCGCCGCGGUACGGGCUACAUACGCGGCGGACCGCCGCGGCGCCCGUUUGGCGACUACGACGAGGACCAGUCCAGGGACCGGUCCUUCGACGGUCGCCGUGAUGACGCGCCGCGCGUGUACCCGCCAUCCAAGCAGCUGGUGACCAAGUGCCCGCACUGCCACGCCCGCUGCGCCACGUUCGCCGACUUCCGGAAGCACCAGUUGGGCCGCGAGCACAUGGACGCCAUGCGCCGCGUGCUGAUGCGCAUCCGCGGCGAGCUGGGCAAGAUGCGGCUGGCGCAGCGCGAGGAACAGAAGGAGCUGGAGGCCAAGGAGGCGGCCAAGGACCCGGAAGCAUUCGACAAGCUGCCCACCCAGUUCUGCACACUCUGCCGGCUGCAGUUCAAGUGCACGGAGGGGACAAACCACAACGAGACCGAGUGGCAUCGCAAGCAGCGUGCCUACCAGAACCCGUCAUGCAAGAUCUGCAACAUGACGUUCCCGGCUCGGAUCGCCUACGAGAAGCACUCCGGCACAUUCACGCACAUUCCAGAAACAGAACAUGUCGGAGCGUCGGGCGGAGCGCCGCGACGAGGCCGACUUCCAGAAGGGCGACUUCAUGACGCUCGACUCGGUCGGCGACGUGGACGAGGAAGGCGAGCGCGAGGAGGCGGCGGCGCGCGACGACGGCGCCCGCGAGCGGCCGCAGCGCACCGCCACGCAGAAGCUGGCCGAGCUGGCCGACUACGACGGCAAGCACGCUGUCGGAUCGAACUACAUGCGCAAGACCGAGGUCUACCACUGCGGCCUGUGUGACAUCUACAUCAAGAUCACCGCCAAGGUCAAUGCCGUGCUCAUCAAACACUGCAUGGGCAAGAAACACUUCGAAAACUAUCGCAAGAAGCUGGCCAAACUGUCGGAGAAGGAGGAGGAGGA